AUGACUGGAAUAUCUCGAACAGGUUGGCCAGUAACUGCGAAGCCUCAAAAAGUUAAUCCAACAACAAUGUCCACGCGAAAAACGCAAGAAACUACCAACAGUAGUAUUGAUCGAGCUGUUAAUUUGUAUCCUUUAACAAAUUAUACUUUCGGCACAAAAGAAGCUCAAGCUGAACGUGAUCAUUCUGUUCAAGCACGUUUUCAACGUAUGCGUGAGGAAUAUGAAAAAAUUGGCAUGAGACGUUCCGUUGAAGGCGUGCUUCUUGUCCAUGAACAUUCUCUUCCUCAUGUUCUUCUUCUACAAAUUGGAUCGACUUUCUUCAAAUUACCUGGUGGUGAAUUAAAUCCUGGUGAAGAUGAAGUUGAUGGGUUGAAGCGAUUACUUACUGAAACUCUUGGAAGGCAAGAUGGCGGUAAUAAAGAUUUGUGGACUAUUGAAGAUGCGAUUGGUAACUGGUGGCGGCCAAAUUUCGAUCCUCCUAGAUACCCCUACAUACCGGCACACGUGACGAAACCUAAGGAACAGACCAAGCUGUUCCUUGUCCAACUUCCAGAACGUGCUUUGUUUGCUGUACCGAAGAAUUACAAGCUGGUUGCAGCGCCUUUGUUUGAAUUGUAUGAUAAUGCAACUGGAUACGGACCACUGAUUGCAAGUUUACCGCAAACACUGAGCAGGUUCAACUUCUUAUACACUCCAUGA
Molecule: messenger RNA, 699 nt
Organism: Dracunculus medinensis (Guinea worm)
Lineage: Eukaryota; Metazoa; Nematoda; Chromadorea; Rhabditida; Dracunculidae
Source: the annotation of a GenBank genome assembly